Paramisgurnus dabryanus is the source of this 399-nucleotide messenger RNA. RefSeq names its product shadow of prion protein (gene sprn). The record is from RefSeq and is a predicted model, not a curated record. Lineage: Eukaryota; Metazoa; Chordata; Actinopteri; Cypriniformes; Cobitidae. Gene Ontology annotation, cellular component: membrane.
AUGAACAGGGCUGUAGCCACCUGCUGGAUAUUCCUCUUGCUUUCAGCAUUCCUGUGCGACCAGGUGAUGUCCAAAGGUGGCAGAGGAGGAGCCAGGGGGUCAGCGAGGGGCAGUGCCCGAGGCGGCCGUACAUCUCGCACCCGAGGUUCUCCUGCUGUGCGGGUGGCAGCGGCAGCAGCGGCUGGUGCUGUGGUUGCGCUGGGAGCUGGUGGGUGGUAUGCAUCAGCCCAACGUCGACCGGAUGACAGCUCAGAGAAUGGAGAUGAUUAUUACAGCAACAGAACAGACUGGGAGCUGUACCUUGCCAGGACAUCAAAUGCAGUAGUGCAUGACUCCUUAACCUCUAGAAUAUACGCCCUGCUACUGCAAAUAAACUUUGUGAUGUACUUUGCUCCAUGA